AUGUCGUACAUCGGUUGGUCUAUCCAAGACUGGGUCAAAUUCCACAGUGACUCGACUCCCGAACAAUCGUUUGCCUUGUUAUCCCAAGUAUUAACAUCUCAGUCGUCCGAUGAUCCAGCAUGGAUUUCAUUGGUUUCCCCUGCAAACUUACAACACCAGUGGGAUUUCUUACAGAGCAAUUUUCACAAAACCCAACUUCCACUUUACGGGGUACCAGUUGCUAUCAAAGACAAUAUCGAUGUGAAAUAUCUUGAAACCACUGCUGCAUGCCCCAGCUUUGCUUAUGAUCCACAAGAAGAUGCAACCACCGUCAAACUCUUGAGAGAUCAGGGUGCCAUUAUAAUCGGGAAGACCAACUUGGACCAGUUUGCUACCGGGUUGGUUGGAACCAGGUCUCCUUAUGGUGUUACUCCCAAUACCUUCAAUGCUAAGUAUGUGAGUGGAGGCUCAUCGGCAGGAAGUGCGUCGGUGGUGGCCCGAGGAAUCGUACCAAUUGCAUUGGGUACCGACACCGCCGGCUCUGGUAGAGUUCCUGCUGCAUUGAAUAACUUGAUUGGCUUGAAGCCCACCAAGGGAAUUUUUUCUUGCAAAGGUGUUGUACCGGCCUGCAAGAGUUUGGACUGUGUUUCUAUAUUUGCAUUGAAUUUACAAGAUGCCCAGUUGUGUUUGGACAUCAUGGCCAAGUUUGACGGAGAUAAUGAUGAGUACUCCAGAAGCUUACCCACUAACCCAUUGAGGGCGUUUUACAAGCCCACAAUUGGUAUUCCCAACAACUUGUUGUGGUACGGAGAAGAAGAGAACCCCAAGGUCUAUAACAAGGCGGUUUCGGUGUUUGAAAAGUUGAACUUCGAAUUGAAGUCGGUCAAUAUCGACCCCUUCUUGGCCUUGGCCAGGUUGUUGUACGAAGGUCCUUGGGUCACAGAACGGUUUGUGGCUACCGAAGAGUUUUUCCAGACCAAUCCUCCUGAGAAGGAUUUGGACCCGACUGUCACUCAGAUCAUAAAGGGUGGUGAAAAAUAUACCGCUGCAAACUGCUUCAAAUCCGAGUAUAAGAGACAGGCAUUAUUGCAACAGAUCAACAAAAUCAUGAACCAGAACGAUGUGAUCAUUGUCCCCACUUGCCCAUUAAACCCCAGCAUCGAGCAGAUCCAGAAAGAGCCUGUGAAAAUCAACUCUUACCAAGGAACUUACACCAACUUUGUCAACUUGGCCGACUUGUCAGCCUUGUCGAUUCCUGCUGGAUUCAGAUCUGAUGGUUUACCUUUUGGAAUCACUUUGUUAUCCAAGAAGUUCAACGAUUUCGCUUUAUUGGACUUGGCCAACCAAUUCUUGAAAGCCAACUCCAAGAACAGAUUCGCGGGUUGCUUGACCGAUGUGUUGAUUGGUGCUGCUGAUGAGUUGAACGCCUCGCUUCCAAAGCCAAACCCUCAAACUUCCAUUGAGUUGGCUGUGGUGGGUGCACAUUUGAAGGGCUUUGAAUUACACUGGCAGUUGCAAAAAGUGAAUGCGGCUUUUGUUAAACAGACCAAAACCUCGAAGAACUACAAGUUGUACUGUUUGCCAAAGACAGGGCCAGUGAUGAAACCUGGUUUGAGGAGAGUCAACCCGGAAGAAGUAGAUGGUGCUCAAAUCACCAUCGAAGUGUAUUCGAUUCCUGUCGAAACCUUUGGUGAUUUCAUCCGCUUGGUGCCUCAGCCUUUGGGAAUUGGUUCUGUUGAAUUGGAAGAUGGCUCUUAUGUCAAGUCUUUCAUUUGUGAAGAAUCCGGCUACAAGGCUCCCGGAACCAUUGAAAUCACCAAGUAUGGUGGUUGGGCCAAAUACAUUCAUUACACCAAGUCCCAGGCUAAGAAACCUUUCAACUCGGUUUUGGUUGCAAACAGAGGUGAAAUUGCGUAUAGAAUUAUCAAGACCUUGAAAAAAUUGGGUGUCAAGUCCAUUGCUGUAUACUCGGAUUUGGACAAGUACGCCAAACAUGUAUUGGAAGCCGAUGUGGGUAUUCCCUUACAUGGCAGGUCUGCUGCUGAAACCUACAUUUCCAUCGACAAAAUCAUUAAGGCUGCCAAAGAUUCCGGGGCCGAAGCCAUUAUUCCUGGUUACGGAUUCUUGUCUGAAAAUGCUGAUUUUUCCGAUAGAUGUGGAAAAGAAGGCAUUGUGUUUGUUGGACCAUCUGGAGAUGCCAUCAGAAAGUUGGGGUUGAAGCAUAGUGCUAGAGAAAUCGCCCAAACUGCCAAUGUUCCUUUGGUUCCUGGUUCGAACUUGAUCAAGGAUGCCAAGGAAGCUCGUGAAGUGGCCAACAAGUUGGAAUAUCCUGUUAUGGUAAAGCUGACUGCUGGUGGAGGUGGUAUUGGUUUGCAGAAGUGUGAUUCUGAAGAUGAAAUCGAGAGAAUCUUUGAAACCGUCCAGCAUCAAGGUAAAUCCUACUUUGGUGAUGAUGGUGUAUUCUUGGAAAGAUUCGUCGAAAACGCCAGACACGUCGAAAUCCAGAUUUUGGGUGACGGUUAUGGAAAAGCCAUUGCUCUUGGUGAAAGAGACUGUUCUUUGCAGAGAAGAAACCAGAAGGUUAUUGAAGAAACCCCCGCUCCUAAUUUGCCAGAAGCUACUAGACAAAAGAUGAGAAAGGCUGGUGAGUCUUUGGCAUCUGUGUUGAAGUAUAAGUGCGCUGGUACGGUUGAGUUCAUUUACGACGAAAAGAGAGACGAAUUCUACUUUUUGGAAGUCAAUGCUAGAUUACAAGUGGAACAUCCAAUCACCGAAAUGGUCACUGGAUUUGACUUGGUCGAAUGGAUGUUGUUGAUUGCCGCUGACAUGGCUCCUCCUUUGGAUGAGCAAGAGAUCACCGUCACAGGUGCUUCUAUGGAAGCAAGAUUAUAUGCCGAAAAUCCUGUUAAGGAUUUCAUGCCAUCUCCAGGUCAACUUACUGAAGUUAAGUUCCCUGAAUGGGCCAGAAUCGAUGGUUGGGUCGAAAAGGGUACAGUUGUUUCUGCUGAAUACGAUCCAACUUUAGCUAAGAUAAUUGUUCACGGUAAGGAUAGAAACGAAGCCUUGCUCAAGUUGAGAAAGGCUUUGAACGAAACUGUUGUAUAUGGCUGUAUCACCAACGUUGACUACUUGAGAUCCAUUGCCAACUCCAAAAUGUUUGAAAACUGUCAAAUGCACACCAAGAUUUUGGACACCUACAAAUACCAGCCCACUGCUUUUGAGGUUUUGCAACCAGGUGCUUACACUACUGUUCAAGACUACCCAGGUAGAAAGGGAUACUGGCAUAUUGGUGUUCCACCUUCUGGAUGUAUGGAUGACUAUGCUUUCCGUCUUGGUAACAGGAUUGUCGGAAACCAUAAAAAGGCUCCUGGUAUUGAAAUCACUUUGAAUGGUCCUAAGAUUUUGUUCCACCACGAUACCAUUGUUGCGGUUACUGGUGGAGAAGUUGAUGUGGAUGUCAAUGGAGUGGCUUCCAAGCAAUGGGAACCAAUCACCAUCAAGGCUGGCGAUAAGUUGAGUAUCGGUAAGCUUUCCAGUGGAUGCAGAGCUUACUUGACUAUCAGAGGUGGUAUUGAUGUGACUGAAUACAUGGGUUCGAGAUCCACUUUUGCUUUGGGUAACUUAGGUGGUUACAAUGGUAGAGUGUUGAAGUUGGGAGAUGUGUUGUUCUUGGGCCAGCCUGAAUUGCCUAGCUGUACCUUGCCAUCACCAAUUUCAAAACCAACUUCCAUUCCUUCAAGCUUGAUUCCAAGUUAUGAUUUCAAUAGCAAGAAAGCAUGGAAAGUUGGUAUCACUUGUGGACCUCACGGAUCUCCGGAUUUCUUCCAGAAAGAGUCUGUAAUAGAAUUCUUACUGUCAGAAUGGAAGGUUCAUUACAACUCCAACCGAUUCGGGGUGAGAUUAAUCGGUCCUAAACCUAAAUGGGCCAGACCUGAUGGAGGAGAAGCCGGUUUACACCCCUCAAAUGCCCACGAUUACGUUUACUCUUUGGGUGCCAUUAACUUCACAGGUGAUGAACCAGUUAUUUUGACUUGUGAUGGUCCUUCUUUGGGUGGUUUCGUGUGUCAAGCUGUUGUUGCUGAAGCGGAAAUGUGGAAGAUUGGUCAAGUGAAGCCCGGUGAUAUGAUCCAGUUUGUUCCUUUGAGUUGGGAAGAUGCAAAGUCUUUGAAACACUCCCAGGACUCCAUUAUUGAAGAGUUGAAGGGUGAAUUACCAGAUAAGGCUAUUCUCCCAAAGAAGUUGAAUGGCCCUGAAGACCCGGUGUUGUACACUUUCAAGGCUUCUUCCAAUGCUCCAAAGGUGGUAUACAGACAAGCUGGUGACAGAUACAUCUUGGUUGAGUAUGGUGACAAUGUGUUGGACUUGAACUUGAGUUACAGAAUUUACAAGUUAAUGGAAAUUAUUCAAGAAAGAAAGACCCCCGGAAUCGUCGAAAUGUCCCAAGGUGUCAGAUCGGUGUUGAUCGAGUUCGAUGGUAUUACCCAGGAGAACUUGUUGAAGCUUUUGGUUUCCAUUGAAAAGGAGAUUAUCUUCAUCAACAAGUGGAAGGUCAGCUCCAGAAUCGUCAAAUUACCAAUGGCAUUUGAAGAUCAAAAGACUAUGGAUGCUGUUAAGAGAUACAGUGAAACAAUUAGAAGCGAUGCUCCAUGGUUACCAAACAAUGUGGACUUCAUUGCUUCUAUUAAUGGAAUUGACAGGAAGGAUGUCAAAGACAUGUUGUAUUCUGCUAGAUUCUUGGUGUUGGGAUUGGGAGAUGUGUUUUUGGGUGCUCCAUGUGCUGUUCCUUUAGAUCCAAGACACCGGUUGUUAGGAACAAAGUAUAACCCUUCCAGGACCUUUACUCCAAACGGUACUGUUGGUAUUGGCGGUAAUUACAUGUGUAUCUAUACUAUGGAAUCUCCUGGAGGAUACCAAUUGGUUGGUAGAACCAUUCCUAUCUGGGAUAAGUUGACAUUGGGAACCCACUCCACUGAUAAACCAUGGUUAUUAUCUGCAUUUGAUCAAGUUGAAUUCUACCCUGUUAGCGAAGCUGAAAUCGACAAGUUCAGUGAAGAAAUGAAUGCUGGUAAAUUCAAGGUCGACAUUGUUGAAAGCGUAUUUGACCAUUCCCAAUACUUGGAAUGGGUUCAAGAACACACUGAUUCCAUUGAUGAGUUUUUAAAGAACCAAGGGGGUGAUAAGUUGGAGGAAUUCAACAGGUUGAUCCAGGUUUCUAAUGCCGACUUGGCAACCAGCAGCCAACCCACCGGAACUGCCGAAGAAAACUUUGGUGAGAAUGCCGAGAAGGUUUACUCAGAAUAUAGUGGUAGAUUCUGGAAACCAUUGGCUGAAGUUGGUCAACAAGUUAAGACUGGUGAUGGUUUGAUUGUGGUUGAAGCCAUGAAAACCGAAAUGGUAGUGAGUGCUACAAAGGAUGGUAAGGUUGUCAAGAUCUUCCAUAAGAACGGUGACAUGGUUGAGGCUGGUGAUUUGGUUGUUGUAAUUGAGUGA
Molecule: messenger RNA, 5469 nt
Organism: Yamadazyma tenuis ATCC 10573
Lineage: Eukaryota; Fungi; Ascomycota; Pichiomycetes; Serinales; Debaryomycetaceae
Gene: DUR1,2
Product: bifunctional urea carboxylase/allophanate hydrolase
Cellular component (GO): mitochondrion
Molecular function (GO): methylcrotonoyl-CoA carboxylase activity; metal ion binding; ATP binding
Source: RefSeq, a predicted model, not a curated record